Messenger RNA from Paramormyrops kingsleyae, 3327 nucleotides. Its product is annotated as tetraspanin-7-like. Gene Ontology annotation, cellular component: plasma membrane. The record is from RefSeq and is a predicted model, not a curated record. Lineage: Eukaryota; Metazoa; Chordata; Actinopteri; Osteoglossiformes; Mormyridae.
GCAAAAGAGCGAGGAAGAGGACACAGCAGCAACCGAGGAACGCCGAACCUGGGAGGGAAUGAACGGAAAGCCUGAAAUUGACUGAUAACAUAAACAAAAAAGGAGAGAAGAAGGCAUCCGGCUGCCGACGGAGAUAGCACUGCAACAGUCUGUGUCGCGGCAGAGAUUUACAGCUGGGGAGGAGUGGGGUUUCGUUAACGGCCCACCAUAAAGUAAACGAGAGAGGCAGCCAGAGAGGCAGGGACGUGGGAGAGAAGCGAGAGAGAGAGAAAGAGGGAGUGAGCGAUAGAUAAAAGCGAAACCAGUGCAAUGAACAGUGCACUACCCUACAAUUCCCUCCCCGGCCGGCCAAGCCCGAGGACUGCAGAUUGGGAAGGGGUCCCAGCAUCACGGAGGCUUUCCUCUCCCAGGGGACUGAGCCUCGCGGUGCCCCCAGCACUGCCUCGUCGUCCCUCGGCACCCCCCGGCAUCCUACUCUCCCCCUUCCAGCAGCAACAGCGGCCACACCAGCGACUCUCUGUGUCGCUGUGCUCCGAAGCCUCGCUGGCACCCCCACCACAACCUGAGGCGGCACCUUGCUGCAUGCCUGUAGGCAUCAUGCCCGUCCUGCGCCUCGGCCUCCUCGUCUUCAGCUGCCUCUUCUGGGCAGUGGGGCUGGCCAUCUUCACGUUGGGUGUCUGGGCACAGGUCUCCCUGGCCAACUACAUGCUGUUGUCGGCCAACCAUUACCCCAAUGCGCCGAUCAUCCUGUUGACGACAGGAGCUGCCAUCGCUACCUGGGGCUUUCUGGGCUGCCUGGGGGCUGCUGCCAAGCUGCCCUGUUUGCUUCGAGCCUAUGGCGUGUUUCAACUGGCUGCCUUGGUGGCAGGGUUAGCUGCCGGCCUGUGCGGACUCUUCUACCGUGAGGACAUCGCCGAAGGGUUUCGUAGUGGACUGCAACGGGCCGUUGAAUCAUACGGUGAUGACGACGGUCGGGCUAAUGCACUGGACAGCCUGCAGAGGGCACUCAAGUGCUGUGGAGCUAAGGGGUGGCAAGACUGGCAGGCCUCAGAGUGGGUUGUAUUGGACAUCGGCGCAGACAAUGUCUCUUCCAUCUCGGUGCCAGACAGCUGCUGCGUGCGUCGUAAAGGCUGCAGGAACAGGCCCCUGCCUGCAGGGGGCGAUGGCACUGCAGAAGCGGCAGGUAUCCACCCUGAUGGCUGUUUCCGCAAGGUCUUCAGCAUUGUUAAUGACAACGUCUUCCACAUCGCCGCUACCGUGCUCGCGUUGGCCUUUACCCAGGCUGCAGGCAUCGCCCUGGCCUGCUUGUUGGCCAACCGCCUGGCUCUCAGGCCACAGCGUGGGCCGGUAAUACAGCCAUAACCCUCAGGGGAAGAAACCACUGCCUGUUACUUGAACCUGACCACAUAAAACUAUGUUUGUACUCAACAAAGCCUCAAGACCAACAAGGAGUCUCUAAGGACUAUCCACAGGCCUAACAGGGAGUUUUUAAAUUAUAAUCAGAAACGGGACAGGGAGCAUGGAGAGGGGGCAUGCAUCGUGUCAGUCAGUCAACCUAUAGCAUCACUCUUUAAACUCCUGCUAUGCAACCAAGAGCACAGGCAGGAUGGAUGGUGGACACCAGGUUCAGGUCAUCAGGCACCUACAGAAUCCUGAGAGCCACAGAAGGGACUGUCCAUGGGAUACCUAUUGCAGAUCUUUGGCAUCCAGCUUGGAAAUUAACAAAGUCAGGUCACAAGACAAUGGUGUGGUGCUGUUCAUCAGUUUGUAUGCUGUAUCUGGAUUAGUGAUUAAAACUAUUGUUACUUAUUAAGUGUAACAGAAUGUAGAACACAGUGAUAAAGUGAACAAUUGUCUGGUUACAUUUCGGAGGCUUUGAAGCUGCUGAACAUAUGUGGUCCCCCAAUUAGAUUUAUAAAACAAUGACAUAAAACAUGCUAAGUUAAAUGGGAAAUGUUCGAUCUCAUUAAAUUUAGGUUUAAAGCCAACACAUUGUGUAUAUUAUAUACCUUUAAUCAUUAUUAGUAAAAAAAAUAUAUGUAAUAUACGAUAUCAUUCCUCUAAAAAUAAAUUUAAAAUAGAAGUACAUGGUUGUACUUAGUACUGGGCGGUAUGACCAAAAAUUUGUAUCACGAUAUUUUUGGAGAUUCUGGUGGUUUCACGGUAAAUAACGAUAUUCUUCUAAGUUCACCAGGCAGGCAGCAAGAGUUUACAUAAAUAAAAUACGUUGUCGAAUCUUUCUAAAAAGGUGUGUCUUUAUUAUUAUUUAAGAGAUCGUUUAUAUUCAGCUUGAUAGUAUAAUCGACAUGUUUCAUUAGAUUAUAAAUGUCUGUCAGCUCAUUAGUGAUAUGUUAUUUUGUAUUAUAACCAUGUACAUAGCUCGGUAAGCAUUGUUUCACUGACGUGUUCUGUUAUACCGAUGAUGUGCGCUAUAUUUAGUAGAUGGCGACAUGUUUAUGAUUAUAACCGCGUAUCUAGCUCCAUAUGGACAUGUUUUAUUAUUAUAUAUUUAGCUGUGUACAAACAUGUUGUACAUUGUACAUACAUGAUUUUAAUAAUUAUUACUGUAGUAAAUCGAUAUUAAAGAUUUUGAUUUACCGAUAUGAAUUUAAUUGAAGAAUUAAAUGUAUUGCACGAAAUCCAAUUUUUCAGACACAGACUGAGGUAAUAGCUAUAAAUACUAUAAUGAUAAACAUUUAUAUAUGGAGGAUUCUAUGUUACGAAAUUAUAUAAUUUGCUGCCUAUUGAAGCAUUACAACUGUUUCAACUAUGCUACUGUAGGGCACAAUAUGAAAAAUUCAUGGUGUAUGGGAAAUUAAAACCAGUAUAACAGUUCCCAGCAGUAGUUGUACUUUUCACCUGAAAAAUGCAGAUAUUUGAUAUGAAUGUUUUAUACUGUAAUGAAUAGAAUAAAGAGUAUACAUUGGCUUUUUUUUAAAGAACAAUGUUUCCAUUUUUGGUCAUAAAGCUCACCUUAAAUAUUAUCUGAUAAAGAAGUGUGACCACUCGUGGGUUGUUGUUGCAUAUUUGUAAAUGGAAGAGAGUAGGAGAUCCUGGGUGUGGUUUGCUAGUGUGGUAGUGGGUGUGGUGCAUAGAUAAAUACAUAGAUAAGGCAUAUUUGUAGAAAACAAUAAAAGGCUUGUGUUACAUUAAUACUAUGCUAGCAAAGUAGUUUAGCAAUAUUGUAUGAAAAUCACAUGCUUUAUAGUUCUGUGGCUGCUUAGCACAGAUCAUGUGGCAGUCAGUAAAAGCUACUAUAAAAUAUAUUGUCUGAGAUCCCUGAUAUAAAUACCCCCUCAUUUUCCUUGUAAAUACAGAGACAUGUCA